AUGCUUCGCAACGUCUGCCUCCUCGUGAUCCUCGGCCUUGCCCCGGCUCUCAUUGCCGCCAACCCGGUGCCUGACUACGGCUCUUACGGUGGUGCCGGAGGUGGUGCCGGAGGUGGUGGCUCCGUCAGCCCAGGAGGUCCCAAGGGCUCUGGCGGUCCUGGUGGUCCUGGUGGUCCUGGCGGCCCUAGCGGUCCCGGCGGUCCUGGCGGUCCCGGCGGCCCCGGCGGCCCCAAGGGUCCUGGAGGUCCUGGAGGUCCUGGAGGUCCAUCUGGGCCUGGCGGCCCUAGCGGCCCUGGCAAUGGCGGUGCGGUGAACUGUGAUUACCCAUCCAACCGCAACAACCCUGCUUGUACCACCACCACCACCCCCACCACUGGUAGCCCUAGCGGCCCUGGCAAUGGCGGUGCAGUCAACUGCGACUACCCAUCGAACCGCAACAACCCUGCCUGCACCACCACCACCUCUGGCGGCAACACCCCAGUUUGUGGUAACUUCAACCCUUGCGCCAACAUGGCUUCCGGACCCGGCCAGGGCGGCCCCAACGCUGCGUGCGUCAACUGCGACUACCCCAGCAACGCCGGCAACUUCGCCUGCAAGAGCAACACGGGCAUGCAGGCCAACUGCAACCUUUCGCAGUUUGCCAACCUCAGCAUCUGCGGCGGUUCGUGCCCGAGCGACAACAACUCUCCGGCCCCGUCGAACAGCGCCCCUCCAACCCCGUCGAACAGCAGCCCUCCAACCCCGUCGGACAGCAACCCGCCGCCCGCGACCGAAACACCCUACACCGAGUCCGCGACCCCGGUCGCCUCCGCAAACGUCCCGGCUAGUACUGACGGUGACUAUACCACUGACGAUGACUAUACCACUGGCAGCAACUAA
Molecule: messenger RNA, 879 nt
Organism: Pyricularia pennisetigena
Lineage: Eukaryota; Fungi; Ascomycota; Sordariomycetes; Magnaporthales; Pyriculariaceae
Exons: 2
Coding region: 1-879 (292 amino acids)
Source: RefSeq, a predicted model, not a curated record